Sciurus carolinensis (gray squirrel) is the source of this 2433-nucleotide messenger RNA. It is a transcript of the gene Ropn1l, whose product is annotated as rhophilin associated tail protein 1 like. The transcript has 7 exons. The record is from RefSeq and is a predicted model, not a curated record. The coding region runs from base 803 to 1459 and encodes 218 amino acids. Lineage: Eukaryota; Metazoa; Chordata; Mammalia; Rodentia; Sciuridae.
ACUGCCCACUGCAAUUACUACAAGCCACUUCUGAACUGAGGACGGAAGAAUGAGAGUUCAGUAAGAGGGACGGGUCAGGCAAUGGGAAGAGCAUCUGCGGAGGCCACAGCUGGUCUGGGAGGAGCUUCCAGGGCCCUAGGUCCCGCAGCAGCUGGUGCAGUCGGCACUGAGCAACCCUCAGUGCAACAGCUUUCUAAGGAGGAUCUAGUCACCUGCCGUUGGGAGUUACGGAGCCAGAACCCUCAGGGGAAGGUCCUCUGUCAAUUCCGCUCUCGUUGGGCUGUGGGAAAUUCAAACGACCCUCCUCGGCCGGCGCAGUGGCCCCCGCCGGUAAUCCCAGCUACUUGAGAGACCGGGGCUAGAGGAUCUCGGGUUCGUGACCACCCUGGACAACUUAGAUCCUGUCUCAAAAGGAGAUGUGGACCUGUGGCAGUGCCCUUGCCUAGCAUGUGCCAGACCAUGGUUCGAUCCCCAGUACCGAGAAGAGAAGAGGGGCGCCUCCUCCUCAGUGAAAACUCCAGCUCGCCUGGCUGCACCGGUUAGCUGCCGAAGGGCUGGGCCGACGCGCGCGCUCUUGGACCCCCGCCCCCAGCCCCGGGCCUGGGUCCGAGGCGUGUGCGCGUGCGCGGCAAGCGCACGCCUCGGUUGCCCGGAUACCAGGACGCAACAGUAGCUGUGGCAGAGCUCGCGAGCUGCCUGCUGUGCGGAGUCGCUGGAGAGGCGGUUGGCUCUCAUUUCCCCAGAGCCGGAGGAGGAGCCGCUCACCUUCGUUCUCCCAGGCUGCGGCCGUCUGCCCGGAGCGAUGCCGCUUCCCGACACCAUGUUCUGCGCGCAGCAGAUCCACAUUCCCCCGGAGCUGCCUGACAUCCUGAAGCAGUUCACCAAGGCUGCCAUCCGCACCCAGCCCACCGACGUGCUGCAGUGGUCCGCGGGGUAUUUUUCAGCUCUGUCGAGAGGAGAUCCACUUCCUGUAAAGGACAGAGUCGAGAUGCCCGUGGCAACCCAGAAGAUAGACACAGGCCUGACCCAGGGACUGCUGAAAGUCCUGCACAAGCAGUGUCGCCUCAAGAAGUACGUGAACCUAGUAGAACUUGAGAAGAAGUGGAAAAACCUGUGUCUGCCCCUGGAAAGAUUUCGAGCUCUCCUGGUACUGGAUCCCUGCGAUACUGAAAUCGAGUGGAUAAAAUUCUUGGCGUUGGGAUGCAGUUCACUUGGUGGGUCGCUGAACUCAGCCAUGAAGCACGUCUGCGAGAUCCUCACCCAUGACCCCGAGGGUGGGCCUGCACGGAUCCCCUUCGAGACCUUUUCCUAUGUCUACCGCUACCUGGCUGGACUGGACCCAGACAUCCUGCAGUUGGAUGUGGACUCUUAUCUUACCAGUUUAAAGAUGAGCGUAGAGUCUAGAAAGAAUGGCAUGAUAGGACUUUCGGAUUUCUACGUUCCAAAGAGGAAAAUUUAGAAAAUCUUGAAGAGAAACUUCUGAAGUCAUAGGCUGUUAAUACAGAGAAGAACACAUUUUCAUGUUGAAAUAGUGCUUUGAAAACCUCGGCACCAAAUACAACUUGUCAUUAACCACUUCCAUCUGUAGUGUGAGUUUUUCCCUUCAUGGAGAUUUAGUGUGGCCGCUGCUUCACAGAGCCACCGUACUGACUGCCCUUCACUGAGUCUUGUGACAAGGACCUUAAAUGCUCCAUUCAAGGAGUAGCAGGCAGUUGGUUUUAGUACGAUGAUCUGUUGGGUUCUGCAGGGUAGGAGGGGUGAUGGAUGGGCUGUUCUUGCCCUUGACUCAGGACUGCGAGCAGAAAUACACUUGGACUUGCUUCUGCUCCCUGGAAUCUGCCCUGAGACUCCGCAGGAGGCCUGAUGUCUCCUGUGACAGGCAUGCUGAUGACUGGGGUGCCUGCGGUACGGGUGGCAUGAGCCAGAGCUCAGGCCCCUUGAGCAGAAGCGAGGACCCCAGGUCUUUAUUCACUUUCUUUCUCUAAAGUGUUCAAAAUGAUGGUACAGGGAUCACCUCAGAUGAUCCUUCUGAGAGCCUGGAAAUGCUCUGCCAACUGGUUCUCUGCAGCUCGGCCACCAUGCUGAUGUCCGAAGAAAGGGAACACCUGCAAGUUAAGAGCCUCCUUUGCUGAAUCAGGAUCCACAGAGCUCGCGAGGAAGUUCUUUGAAUGCCGAGAUGUAAGAAGGAGGCAGAUGUGACUAAUAAAACAGUCCUCGGGCACCUGCUGCGAAGUACAGAUUUUCCCCUCCAACGUAAUGGAUCGGACCCAUCCGGGAUCCGCAGUCUGGGCGAAGGCUUCCCGCUCUGUUUGCAUGGAAGCCAGUUUCAAGGGACUUCUCACGAGCCGGGUGGAAAGAAGUGCCGGGGUCUCCACACCGCUGACUCUGGGGUGCAAGGAUGGGCUGUUAAAGGAUUUGGAGAUGAGGAUUAAA